This is a messenger RNA of Stomoxys calcitrans (stable fly), 3231 nucleotides long. It is a transcript of the gene Drgx, whose product is annotated as homeotic protein ocelliless. The coding region runs from base 1037 to 2782 and encodes 581 amino acids. The transcript has 8 exons. Gene Ontology annotation, biological process: regulation of transcription by RNA polymerase II. Lineage: Eukaryota; Metazoa; Arthropoda; Insecta; Diptera; Muscidae. The record is from RefSeq and is a predicted model, not a curated record. Gene Ontology annotation, molecular function: DNA-binding transcription factor activity, RNA polymerase II-specific; RNA polymerase II transcription regulatory region sequence-specific DNA binding.
UAUGAGUUUUUGUUGGGCCAUAUUAUGUGUGUGUAUGUGUUAGUGGUGUGUUUAUGCUGUGAACUGCGAUUUCCAUCACACUUAGCCCACAGAGACAGCCGCCGACGGAUGUAUGGUGUUGCAUAGAGCAAAAUAAACCGUUAGAUCAUUCGUUGCUAAGCUUUGCUAAGAAGAGCACGCGACUCGCGCGAACUUAUAACGGUGAAUAGACUAAAGUCAAUAGUGUAACGUGUUUCAUUACGCCUCAAAUCCUGUAAAAACGUCUUAAUUGCCAGUAAUAACUGCAAAGUGUAGAAGGGAUGGAGAAUAUGUACAACAAUUUAAUUGAAAUUAAAUCACAACGGUAAAAAAUAACGAAAAAUAUAUCGUUGCAAUAACAGAAAAAGAACCGAAAUUAAUUAAAAAAAAACUUAACAACUUUAAAAGUUAGUGAGUGUAUAUGUCUAUGUGUCUGUUAAAGAAAAACGAAAACCUUGGAAGUCAAACCCAAAAACACAUUUUCAAUUCCUCAAAAAGUUUUUAGCCUGGUUUACUCUCUCAUUCAUGUUAGUCGUACAUACCUGUGUGCCAACUCCCUAGAUAAACAAAGGACUGUCAGAGAGCUAACUUUAACUAUAUCAUCACCUUCAUUCAACCAACCAUCCAACGCCACUUUUCAGGAUAAUUAAACCCAAAUUGAAAGUUACAAAAAACAAAACAAAUUGAAAACUUUUAACUCGCGUGUGUGUAUGCGUGCAGGCAUAUAAAAAAUCUUUUCUAAGAAACUUCAACAACUUCCAAACUCCUUCAAGUGUUACAAGUGCAUGUCCCUGCAGGUGCUACAAAGAAUUGAGCUACGUAAAUAAAUUUAUUCCCACACCACUUUAACAACUUUAUCCAACGGAACGUGUGUUGUGUCUCGGUGGCUUGAAUUAUUGAAGAAGUUUAAAUUCUUGGUGCAACGACGGCCGGGUUUCUUGACGAAACUCGCCAAACAAUUUCUGCCAAAAUUUUCACAGACGGGAAUAAGUUGGGUCCUGCUGCCGCGGGAAGAGGCAUGUUUUGCUAUCAGUGUCCGCCUGCUUUGCAUCCUUGUGGGCCUCAUCCGCCACGUUUGCCAACUUUGGAAUAUCCUUUCGCAGCCACACAUCCAUAUACCAGCUAUUCCUAUCAUCCUGCCAUUCAUGAUGAAACUUUUGUGCGUCGUAAACAAAGGCGAAAUCGCACCACAUUUACAUUGCAACAGUUGGAAGAACUUGAGACUGCAUUCGCUCAAACUCAUUAUCCGGAUGUUUUCACACGUGAAGAUUUGGCGAUGAAAAUUAAUCUAACGGAAGCCAGAGUUCAGGUCUGGUUCCAGAAUCGCCGUGCCAAGUGGCGGAAAGCGGAACGCCUUAAGGAUGAACAACGCAAGCGUGAAAAUGGCGACUGCAGCAGUGUUUCAUUGGAUAAGCUCCACGACAGCCGCGAAUCUUCACCCGAUAUAACCGGCGAAAUGGAUGACGAUGAGCCACAUCCACGUUCCCAUAGCCCUGGACCGGGCUCCUCACACAGUCCCCAUGGGAUGGGUGCCGAUUCGGACAAUGAACGCCCACUUUCAUCGAAUCACAUGAAUAGUGGACAUUCUGGCUCACAAUCAGUGGGUUCCAUAAGUGCCGGUUCACCUUCGCCCGGAGCUAGAACUCCACGCAAUCCUACCAAUAGUCCAUCGAAUUCACGCAACACCGAUUCACCCAUAGAAGUGGGUGGGCCCAUAUCAUUGGCCACACGAUCAAGUGGCCCCUCAACAGUGCCCACCACAACAUUGAAUACGGCCACAGCAAAUCAUUUUGGUACUCACAUUUUUGGUACAUUUGGCAGUGCCAGCAACAAUGCGGCCACAACAGCAGCCGCGGCAACAGCAUCAGCAGGACCUGGUGGCAAUAAUAAUGAGACCAAUUGUGGCUUCCGACCGGUUUUAAAUGAAGCACCACCACCACCGCCACCAACAUCCCUUGCCAGCAGUGGUGCUGCGGCGGCAGCUAGAGCAAAUCAUACACCUUCGCUAUUCUUGCCACCACAUUUGGCCUCGUUGAGCUCGCAAUUUUCACAGCAGCCUCUGUUCCCGGGAUUAAAAGGCGUUUCCCCAUUUUCCGGCCUUUGUUCUUGCUGCACUCUUAAGCCCCCUCACGCCGGUGGCGGUGGCUCUUCGGUUAAUGUGUCUUGUUCUUCGAGCACUAGCUCCCCAGAUUCACCACCCCAUUCGGCCCAUGGCAAUUGUGAUCCUCGCUCCUCUUCGGUGGCCGAAUUACGUCGCAAAGCCCAAGAACACUCUGCUGCCUUAUUACAAUCCCUGCAUGCUGCAGCUGCUGCUGGAUUAGCCUUUCCCGGCCUUCAUCUGCCCCCACUCUCAUUCCAUCACAGUCCCUUGAGCAAUGCCCAUCAUCAUCAUCAUCAUUCGGCGGCAGCAGCUGCAGCAGCAGCCGCUGGUGUGCGUUUGAAAAACGAGGCCCAGGAUAUGACGGCGAGCACCAUGAAUGGCUUGGUGGCCAACAUGAUGCCUACACUAAUGGAUCAUCAAUCGUCCUCAACAUCACCGCCAUCAAGUCAUGCAGCCACAACGCCACCCUCAACAUAUCAACAACAAUUGCAGCAACAUCAACACCAACAACAUCAGGCUUCGCAACAACAACAAAUGCAUGCAGUCACUCAACUUUCACCACCCACCACACCCACCCAAAUCUCUUCGUCUAAUUCGUCGUCAAAAGAGGCUCCCUUGAAUUGUACAAACGGGGCCAUCAUAACCAAAACCGAAGGCAUCUAAGGCAGACGAGGUAUCUCUUAUUCGAUAAAUGUACAUAUGAAGAGAGAAAGUCAGAGAGAGGCUUUCUAUGAUUAUAUGCAUGACGAAAGCCUUAGUUCGAGAGAGAGAGUGUUUGAACCAGGGAUGUUAAAUCAGAGGAGCACAAAAUGAAAAUAAGACUUAUGCAACCCUGUUUUAAGCUUAUUCUUUGUCUUCUGACGCAACAUAAGGCCUGGUUACAGUGUCGCUAUUCUGCUUUGUAUUUGUGAAUGGCAAACAGAAAUAUCUGACACAUUUACAAGAAUAUUAUAAUGUCAUCAGGCGGGGUUCUUGGAUCAUUGCUGUACUGAAUGACCCUGGGAAAAUUGUUAAAUAAGUGCAACAAAAUAAAUUUCUAUUAUAAGGAGAUAUUGUAAUUAGUUUUGGAAUAGGUUAAUUAGUUGUACAUAUACAAGCGUAAUUAUUAAUAU